CUAACGAAAAACGACAAACGAUUUCAGCAACAGCAGCUGACUGAUAGCGUUUUAGUGAUAGCAAUUAAUAUUAAUAUUUCUUGUCAAAAUGUUAAUUAUUGGACUCUAUGACUAGAUUAUGAAAUUGUUCAAAGUGCCUUUCAAUUACAUUCAUCUCUGAAGGUCUCUUUUGUUUAUUUUAAACAUUCUUCAUCAUGCUAAAUAGACUGAAGAGCGAGAGGAGCGAAAUCCGCUAUCGUGCCAAGUUGCGACAUGAGAGUCUGCUGCCCAAGCACUACCCCGACCAAAAACAUGCCUUCCGCACCCUCCUCCCCGCUUCCACCCUCUGCUAUCUCUCCAUCCUUGUCUCUUUUGUGCUCAUCUUUGUUAUCAUCGAACAACUCGAGAAACAACUUCCUCCUCCACUCAUGGUCAAGGACGAACCCGCCAAUCCGCACCGUUUUAUCGCCGAGCGCGCCAAGAAUCACGUGGUGAACCUGACCAGUCUGGGACCGCGACCGACCGGAAGCUUCGAGAACGAGGUGUUAGCCGUCAACUUCCUGUCCAAGGAAAUCAAUUACAUAAUUUCGCGCGCCAAAAAGGUGCACCGUAUCGUAUUGGACGUGCAGAAGGUGAGCGGCUCUUUUCCGCUGAGCUUCCUCGAUGGAAUGACCAGCGUGUACAGGAAUGUGCAGAACGUUGUGGUCAGGAUCAGCGGCGUACAGGAAUCUGCGCACAGUCUGCUCAUCAACUGCCAUUUUGAUACGGUCACCGACAGUCCUGGCGGCAGCGAUGACGGAGCCAGUUGCGCCGUGAUGCUGGAAAUACUGCGCGUGAUGUCGCAGCGUGACGCCGCACUGCCUCACAACGUGGUGCUGCUGUUCAACGGUGCCGAGGAGAACUUGUUGCAGGCGUCGCACGGCUUCAUCACGCAGCACCGCUGGGCGAGCGAAGUGCGCGCCUUCGUCAACCUGGAGUCGUGUGGUGCGGGCGGAAGGGAGAUACUAUUCCAGGCCGGGCCUGAGCAUCCGUGGCUCAUGCAGGCUUAUGCAGAAACAGUGCCUUAUCCUCUUGCCUCAUCCUUGGCGCAAGAAGUAUUCGAGAGUGGAAUUAUUCCCGGAGACACUGACUUCAGGAUAUUCCGCGACUUUGGCCAUAUAUCUGGCCUGGACUUUGCAUGGGUCACCAAUGGCUACGUGUACCAUACCCGACUGGACAACGCAGCCCAGAUCCCUCUUGGCACUCUGCAGCGAACGGGUGAUAACAUCCUGUCGUUGACCUUGAAGCUGGCCUCAGCUGAUCAGCUGGUGCCCUCCAGCAGCCAAUCAGCUGCAGCUGGCAAGAUCAUCUUCUUCGACGUGAUUGGCGCCUUCAUCGUCUACUGGUCUGAACUGGUCGGCAAUCUGCUCAACAUUGCUGUACUAGCAUUCAGCAUCUACACCCUCAACUUCAACAUUAACAAGUCUGUCUCAGAAGACAUAGUGAAGCAACUUUACAUGAGGCAGAUGUUCCUUUGCACGGGUGUGAUAGUGUGUGGCUGGGUGCUGUCGCUGCUUACCUGCGGUCUGACCGCGUUUUCGCUGACCAUGCUGAAUCGCGCUAUGAGCUGGUUCGCGCGACCUGUCUGGAUAUUCUUCCUCUACAUCAUUCCCUCUUUUUUGGUGCCUCUGUUGGUCACACUGCUGGCGGCAAGAAGGCAGAGACUGGUAAUUAGGUCACCGUGGACUCUCUUCAGAUUGUACUGCGACGCCAACCAGAUCCUGUACACUACUAUGACUCUCAUCUGCCUGCUGUUCAGAAUCAGGUCUGGCUUCAUCCCGGCCAUGUGGCUGUUCUUCAGCUGUAUCAGCAGCGUGCUACGCGAACGCAUCUUCGCUCAUUGGAAAGACUGGAGAAUACUGGUGCUAUACGUUGGCUGCCUGGUGCUUCCCUACAUCGAAUGUGCCUACAUCAUAAAUGGCUCACUGCAACUCAUCAUCCCCAUAAUGGGCCGGUCGGGCUCAGGCAAUCAUGCCGAAAUCGUGCUCGGAAUGAUAUCCUCUGCUAUGUUUACUCUGCUGCUCAGUUUCCUGGUGCCUGGUAUACUGCUAGUCCAAAUCCCAAAACGAGUGGUGAGUUUCCUGAGCGCCAUUUUCUUCAUAGCCAUCUUGGUGUUGAUCUUGACUCCGCUCGGAUUCCCCUACUCGUCCGAUCCGGCGGCUCCGGCUCCGCAAAGGCAUAUGAUACUGCACGUGGAGCGGACGUUCCAUGGGGUGGGUGGGGAGGUGGAGGAGCAACGCGCUGGCUUCUGGGUGAUCAACCUGGAUGUGAACUCGCCUCGUUCGGUCAGCUCACUGGUGCCCGAGAUGGCGCGUGCGCAAGUAAUCGACGAGGACUGCGACAAGCGACUCUACUGCGGUCUGCCCUACAUCAUACCUGUCAUGACGUUCAUAUGGCAAACGCAUUGGAUACCAGGUCCUUCGCCGAUUAUUUCUAUACCGACUGAACUAACUUUACUCCAAAGAGAGGUUAGGCCUCAAAAUAUCCAUAGGUUGACAUUCGAAGCUGUGGGUCCAGACCACAUGACCCUGCUGGUGUCACCACGCGAUGGCAUGGAGCUGGUUGGCUGGAGCGUGGAUGCAUCCAAGCCACUCGCCGGCCCCAAGUGGCACGGACGCAACACAUACUUUGUCUACUACUCGUGUGCCAGCGACCCCCGAGCCCUGGCGAUUCUACAUCGAUUUCAAGGUGCCCGCCGACAAACAAGGCAGUCUGGUAGACGUGGCACUGUGCGGCCAUUUUAUACACGGCGCCCACCAGACGUCCGUGCGACUGCGCAGAUUUCUCGCGCAGUUUCCGCCCUGGACGGUCACUUCCGGUUGGACGGCCUCCUACAAGUCCUACGUCUUUUGACCCAACUCACAGUACAGCUGUGCUCCCAGAACGUACCAUUUGUCCCACCUAUAUCUCUGUCUACUCAUCGUUUUCGUGAGCAUCAUCAACCAAACUAAAGACUCGAUUAUUUAUGUUGAUAUAUUGUUCGUUCUAUGACGUAUCUUAUAAAAUUUGUUGAGUUAAUGUGGAACUUGAACCAUGAUUGAAAAAAUGUUUUUUUUUAAUAUAAACACGUUUUUUCAGCUGGUUUAUAUUUUUCUCAUAUAUUUAUAUCAAAAUCUACUCGUCAUUGUUGUAAGCAUCGUCAACCAAACUGAAGACUCGAUUAUUUAUGUUGAUAUUAUAUUACUCGUUCUAUGACGGUUCUAGUAAAAUGUGUUGAAUAUUUUUUGAUGUGGUACUCCCG
This is a messenger RNA of Nilaparvata lugens (brown planthopper), 3259 nucleotides long. Its product is annotated as endoplasmic reticulum metallopeptidase 1. Lineage: Eukaryota; Metazoa; Arthropoda; Insecta; Hemiptera; Delphacidae. The transcript is spliced from 14 exons. Gene Ontology annotation, molecular function: metalloexopeptidase activity. Gene Ontology annotation, biological process: proteolysis. The record is from RefSeq and is a predicted model, not a curated record. The coding region runs from base 195 to 2969 and encodes 924 amino acids.